CCCACGCGAGCGGCUGUGUGGGAGAAUAUAGCGUAUAGUGGAAGCCUUUUCCGAUCUCCCGACGGAUCUACACGCCUGUGCAGUUAGAAAUAAUUAGACAUAAAAAAUAAAAAACAUGGGUUUAUUUGUGUAAGAAAACUAAAGUUAAGUGUAAGUUAAAAAUAAAAAUGGCGGCUGCCAUGAUAAAGGACCGUGGGCUACGAAAGAAAUUAACCCAGGAAGCCAUACCCGAGAAAACACCUAAAAAACCUUCGAAGCGUAAAUCAACGCCGAGUAGUUCUAAGAACGACAAGAAAAACGAACAAAAUAAUAAUAAAAGGCCAAAAAUACAGACGGGUGAUCCAAAAGUCGACUUGUUUUCUACCUACCAGCCGUGGGUGAUCCAGACAUAUGGAGAUUUGGCAAAAACAAAAACGAUAACGUUAAAAAAGUACGCUAGAAUUCUUCGAACCCUGCGCGGCGAAGAAUGUAACAGUUCAGAUAGUUCCAAGUUUCGUUUUUGGGUAAAGGCCAAGGGUUUUCAUGUGGGUAGGCCGACGGGAUACGAUGCGAAACCUGCCGACGGCAUAGUUUGCAGAUACAGCGUCGCUGAUGCAGAAGGUUGCGCCCGUGGACCGGAUGGUCAGGAAAUAUAUACAGGAUCUCAAAAUGAUCCUCCGUUAUAUAUACCGACUCCUCCUUUAAAGAACGCGCCCAACCAAGAACCAGUGUAUCGGAAGGUGGCGAUAGUAGAAAACUUUUUUGACAUAAUCUACACCGUUCAUGUUGAGUUGGAAGGAAGGCCAGGCAAACAUGCAGGACAGAAGCGAACAUACAGAACUAUUACGGAGACGUACGCGUUUCUCCCUCGAGAAGCGGUCACGCGUUUCCUGACCGGAUGUGCGGAGUGUGCACGGCGCCCGCGCAGUGCUUCUCCUCCACCUCUCCCGACACCCUCACCCUCGCCUACAAGACACCCCACCUACCUGCCAUUUCUACCCCACUGCGCGCCGGACUAUACUAGAAAUUGGGAAUCCGAAAUCGAUGCGGCACAAAAUUACUCAUUUGAACCAAAAUUCGAUUACACUGAUCUACAACCUCUCAAGAAAGUUGAAAGUCCUAAGGCCCCCGAAGAAGAAGAACCAACGUAUAUAGAGUUAACUUCAAAGAAAAGCAAUGGAUUUGAUGCAACCACACUUUUUAAUAGAAGUUCCUCUGUUGAACCCUUCAGAGAAGAAGAACCAGUAAGAACUGACCCUGAAAUAGAUAAAGAUGAUAGCGUCAUCGAUGUUGAAGAUGUCAGAUCUGACAGUCCACCUCCUUUUAUCCAUCAGAAGAAAGAAGAAUUAAAUAAGAGAGAAGAAGUGCAGACCGAAAAUACCAGGGCGGCAGAAGAUAGUGAAGUUGAUAAUACGGAUAGCAAAAGAGAAAAGAAAUACAAUCCGUUGGACGUGGCAAAUUUAACGUCAAAGGAUCCACCGAAGUCGAGGUCGCCACCUCGAAAAAAGUUGUUACCAUCGAGUAUUGACUAUCUCCAUUCCUAUGGGAGGCUACCAAAACCGUGGAGGCCUGACGGCGGUGUGUUUUAUGGGGGCGAUGAUAUGGACUACAGCGUGCCAAUUACCACAGCAUAUUUGAAGCAUAUGCGCAGCAUGGGGUGUCAUGAUCGCAUGGACUUGGACAAUAAGGAUAAUCUAACUCCAGAACCGGCUGAUAUGAACGAUGAUGACAACUAUUCUAGUCAUGGCUACGCGAAAGACGCUGAGAAGUUGAAAAUGAUGUUGCUGGCAUGGAAUUAUCACAGCCAGGCGCAAGGCCGUAACGGUGACAUGACAGAGAGCGGCGCAGACAGCAUGGCUGAUCUAUGGGCAUCCUAUCACAGCGCCCUGGGCCUGGGCAGUAAGCCCCCCAAACCGCCUACCCCUCUCGCUACCGGACACUCGAGUCCAAUCCACAUUGGGUCAGCAACACCUAUGGAACCAGCAUCUACACACGAUGAGACUUCAUCAUCAGAUCGGACAAAAGACGAUGACGACGGCGGAGCAUCGGACGAUGACAGUGAUGAUAGAGUUGAUCCUCAACACCAUGACCCGGAACGACUAAAAGCGUUUAAUAUGUUCGUCCGUCUCUUCGUCGACGAGAAUUUAGACAGAAUAGUUCCUAUUUCAAAACAGCCAAAGGAGAAAAUUCAGGCUAUAAUAGACUCUUGCACCCGACAAUUUCCGGAGUUCGCCGAACGUGCCCGAAAGCGCAUAAGGACGUAUUUAAAGAGUUGUAGGCGGAAUAAGAAGGUGCGAGGUGACGGACCUACAACUGGCAACGGGGGAAGCACUCCGUCUGGCAAUGCCUGGGAUACCGCGGUACGUCCAACUCCCGCGCACCUGACGUCGGUACAGGCGGAGCACAUCCUGGCGCAGGCGUGCGAGAACGAGAGCCUGAACGCGAAGCGCAUGCGUCUCGGACUAGACCCUGUAAGCCAGCCAAUGCCCACUGUGCCUACGCCUAUGGCAAUAGACACAACAGCGACGUCUGCAGUGGCGUCGUCGUUCCUGAGCCUGUACAGCGGCGCCAUGAGCAGCCCCGCCACGUCGGUGACGAGCUCGGCCAACACGACGCUGGCGAGCGCGCACAGCAAGGCGCCGGCCGACACCACGCGCCCGUCCGCCAGCCCCACGCUCGAGAACACGCUGCUCAACAACAACAGCCUGAAGCUGGACAAUGCCAAUGGGAAUACUGGCAGCAAGACGGCCAGUCCUGCGUCAUCCCCAGCACCAUUAUUCAGACCUACGUUUCCGAACACAUUCGGGAACCCGCCAACGUUUGGGAGACAGAGCUCAAACACCAAUCCAACAUCAGCACUUUCCAGUACUGCUCUUCUUUCGACACUGACUGCUCUUCCACCCACUGGUGUUGGAGUAAACGCUGCAAUGGCCGCUUACCAAAGCGCCUUGUUAUCCGCAAUGGCUGCGCACACUCAUACAUUCCCAAAUUUGACGGCUCCAACAGAUCUGUCGCUGAAAACAUCCGUAUCCACGCCCUUACACGCGACAUCCACUUCAUCAUCUCUCUCAGGAUCAGGAUCGCAGAAGUCACUUCUCUCCCACAAGCUAUCCGGCGCAGAAGUGGGAGCUGUACGACAACUGAUCACAGGAUAUCGUGAAUCUGCUGCGUUUCUUCUUCGAUCAGCUGACGAGUUAGAGGCUCUACUUUUAAACCAACCCUAGGACACACCUAAAACGUUUUCGGAUUUAUUCGGAUUCAAAUUCGGAUAUUUCUGAACGGACAUAAUGUGCAAUGUGCGGAUAAAUUAUUUUAACGAACUAUUUCAAGUGAUUUCGGCGGUUAUUUAUCUGUUUGAAUAGACAACUUUCUAGACCAUAAGCAAAAUGAAAUCAGCUAUUGUGUCAAAGUUAAAUUAAAUAUCUGUGGUCGUAUCGAAGUGAAACAAUGUAAAUCCUAAGAUAUGGAUUUGAAAAUUGUAUUGCAUUGCAACUUUCGCGCCCAUCACGAAAAUAUUAUCAUAUUAUUGUACGAUUUUAAUUGUUAUUCUAUUAACAAUAAUAUUAUAUGAAUAUGAAUUGCGUCAAUGUUUGAGAUACGUUAAUAGAAUGGCAUCUGCAAUCGUCUUAAAUAGUAUAAAAUGACUUUAUUGUGUUGUUAUGACGUUCGUCUAUGGGACAUUGAAUACGAAUUGUUUACUAAAAAAUUUUUAAUGAGUAGAUUCCAAAUUAGGAUUCUAUUUUUUCUUCAUUGUAUCUCAGAACAUUUUAGAUAUUAUUAUAAUUACUUUUUAAAAUUUAGUAUAAAAAAAGUUUUUAAAUAUUUGUUCUUUUUUCAAAUGUAAUGAUUUUUUUAAAAUAAAUUCCUUAAAUUGACGCUAAGAAAAAAAUGAAUUGAAUGUUAAGUAAGUACUAUAUUAUUAUCUCGUCCUUCGCGCGACCUGACGCAGGUCCAAAAAUAUAAAUUAAUAUGAAUUAUCUGGAUUUAAAGUUAAUUUAAAACUUAUUCGAUUGCUUAAGCGUCCUAUUCGAUCUUGUUGUUCUAAAAUAAUAUAGAUAAAUCAUUCUUUAUCAUUCAUAAUUAAUUUCCACUUAGAUUUACGAGUUUUGACAAAAAAAAAAUCACUAUUCGGCGUUCGUACAAAGCUGCCAUAUUGUAAAAAGUGUUGCCAUUCUAAACUCGUCGAAGAGUACAAAAUUAUUUUGUGUAUAUUUAGAUGUAAGAAAAAAAUCAGGGAGUUUUUAGCGUAAGGUCGAAAAUUUUCUUGCCUGGUGCGAUAGUUUAGUGUUUAAAAAAGUAAAUAGCGGGCAGCUGGAUAUAUAUUUGAAAUUAAAUAAUCUCGGUGAUCGAAAUACAACAUUUCUCUUUAAUAAUAAGUUUUAGUGUAACAGAGUCUAAAGUUAGAUUUUAAAUGGCAUUCUAGAUUUAAGAAGCACGAAUUUAUUUGUUGUUUUGUAUUAUACUAAUAGUUCUGUAGUAUUUACAAACGAUUAAUAUAUUUCUUAUAUAUCUAUAUAUAAAAUUAUUCAAAACACUGUAUCGUGAUUGGCUCCAUCCAAAAUUAUUAUUUUUAUAGCAUUUCCUUAUUGCAACACUGAUUUUUAUUUUUAGUUUUAAUUUUUUUUAUUAUCUAAGACACUGUUUAUGUUAUGGUGUUGCUAGUUGUAAUUUAUUAAAUAUGCCAAUGUUUUCGCUUUGCUCAGUACAAUAAACAAUAUUUUGAUCUAGUAUAUCUACUUGUUACCAUAGAUUAUAUGGCCAGGUACUUUAGGUAGGUUUAAAGUUAGAUAUUGCUUACAGUGUACAAAAUAAGGUUUAACAUUUUAUUGUUAAAACAAAAAACAAAAAUAUCAGACCUCUUUCUCGGUGAAAAAAAAAACGAUUUUGGGCCUAAAAUUUUGUUUAAAUUCUGAGAUACCUCGUAA
Nymphalis io (European peacock) is the source of this 4904-nucleotide messenger RNA. Its product is annotated as nucleolar protein 4. The coding region runs from base 168 to 3203 and encodes 1011 amino acids. The transcript has 15 exons. The record is from RefSeq and is a predicted model, not a curated record. NCBI's taxonomy places the organism in Eukaryota, Metazoa, Arthropoda, Insecta, Lepidoptera, Nymphalidae.